AUGAAUGCUAUCCGGUGCUUUAUAAAGUCGCAAAAAGAGUGGUAUAUUCACUUACCACAGAAAGCGGGUGUAUUAAGGUGUUCGGUCAACCGACAAACAUUAUAUACAGCCAAUCAGUUAAUGCUUGGGCGUGAGACCAACCAGCCAGCAGAUAUCUUAUACCGCAAUCCACCAGGAGAAAAGGCACAGGAUGUGGAUACAUAUGUGGAAAAGCUCAUCGAUGUCAUUCAAAGUGCAAAUGAUGUGGCAAGGAGAACCUUAAAAACGUCACAGAAACGAAUGAAAAGGGAUUACGAUGUCCGCGAACAUGAAACCCGGUAUAAAGUUGGGGAUGUUGUCUUCAUAUUUGACACUGCAACGCCGUCUCGUCAAAAUCCCAAAUUGAAGUCAGUAUGGAAAGGUCCUGGAGUCAUCAUGAAGUGCUACACGCCGCAUGUGUAUGAAGUGCAUAUUGGUAGAUCAGAGAAAGCUGUGAACCAUGCGAUUGAAAUUAUGCACCGACCGUAA
Messenger RNA from Ylistrum balloti, 507 nucleotides. RefSeq lists its product as uncharacterized. The transcript has a single exon. NCBI's taxonomy places the organism in Eukaryota, Metazoa, Mollusca, Bivalvia, Pectinida, Pectinidae. The record is from RefSeq and is a predicted model, not a curated record. Bases 1 to 507 code for a protein of 168 amino acids.